GUGAACUGGCGGCCCCUGAGGUGGCAGGGACGGCGUGGCCCACCAUGGGUCAGGCAGUGAAGGUUUUACAGCUCUUUAAAACACUGCACAGAACCAGAGAGCAAGUUUUUAAAAAUGAUUCCAGAGCAUUGGAAGCAGCCCGAAUAAAGGUCAAUGAAGAAUUCAAAAGUAACAAGACUGAGACUUCUCCUAAGAAAAUAGAAGAGUGGAUGAAAAUCGGUUCUGACGUUGAACUGCUCCUCCAAACAUCUGUCAUACAAGGAAUUCAAGAUCAGAACACGCUGAAAUUGGUCCCCAGGAAAGAUUUUCUUGUUGACAAUGUGCCAUAUUGUGAUGCACCAACUCAGAAGCAAUGAAUUUUCCAGAAUAAAACAAGUUUUCACACCA
Perognathus longimembris pacificus (Pacific pocket mouse) is the source of this 387-nucleotide messenger RNA. RefSeq names its product complex III assembly factor LYRM7-like. Gene Ontology annotation, biological process: mitochondrial respiratory chain complex III assembly. The record is from RefSeq and is a predicted model, not a curated record. NCBI's taxonomy places the organism in Eukaryota, Metazoa, Chordata, Mammalia, Rodentia, Heteromyidae.